AUGGCUCUUUCCGGAGCUUCUGGGGCUGAACUGAGUAGAGCAAGUUCAAUUUUCACACUUUGAAUGCAAAAAUAAUUUUUUAGAACACGGAAGUCCGUCAUGCUGGCCGCAAACGUUUGAUUCGCUGGAUUCUGCGCCGAAGACCUUGCCGCGUUCUCAUGAUCGUCUCGGCGGUUCUGAUUCUCCUCCUAUCUGUUGUGGUUUUACUCGCGGUCGCAACGAAACGCGGCUACACCUAUACCAAGUACAUCUACGACCUCGAGGGCGUGUUUGCGGCGGAGAAAAUGGAUAGGUCCACGGGAUUUGUGCAUGAGGAGUUUUGUUUGUACGAGCCAGCGCCUAAAGAAAAUGUGGUAAGUUCUGGGCACCAAUUUUUGGACAAGUGUAACACUUGACACAUAACAGUUGACACUGAGUCAAGUGUUGCUCUCAAUAAAAUAAGGCCGGAAUUUUAAUUCUGAUCACUGAUAACUGUUUUACCGCUCGAUUUUUACUGUUUUUUUAAGCCACAGUCGUAUAAGGAGAAGACUUGACCAAAAUGGGUCAAGUGUUCCGCUGAAUUCCCAAAUUCCUAAAUAUCGGUCCUAAGUUGGCAAAAUUUGAAGCAACGGUCAAUUUAGAGGUGUCUCGAAUGCAUCUUUACAUUACUUCAAUUGCAGGAAUUCUGUAACGGCGGUUGUGGCAAUCUCUCAUUGAUCUUCCGAACUCACUUCUUGCGUAAAGACGUCUCUCAACCGAUCCUCUGCAAUCCAAGGUUGGAAACUGUGAGUUCUGACUUUUAGAAAAUAUUUGACAUAUUGGAUAGCUUUUUUUCUUGAUAGGGAAACAGUUGACUCAACUGAGAAAGACUUGUCUCAUUAGAGGCAGACUUGACCCAACUGAGAAAGACUUGCCUCAUUAGAGAUAGACUUGUCUCAAUGGAACAGGUCUCUCGCAAAAUACACACCAGAUCUAAGAAAGAAAAACUUGACGCGAAGGAGUAAACUUGACCCAUUUUAUUUUUAGCACGAAUGCUAUGUUAGCAUUGGCGGAGGCUGCAUCAACCGCACUGUGAAAUUAAACCGCGAACAAGCCUGUGGGUCGGGCCCUCGUCCACUUUGGGAAGAUUACGUGAAUGGAAUGGUUACCGUUGAUAGAAACUUAACUCCGAUUAUUACAAACGAAAACUUGAAGAAAUACGCGAAUAAAACAGUCCUAGCACAUCAACUUGUUGCUCGAUGUCCAGUGUAAGUCGAAUUCCAUCAAUUGCUCUUAUGAUUUUCACAGAGGAUAACAGUUGACACAUUUGGGUCAAGUGUUACUCUGAUAUCAAAAAGACUUGAAAUCAUAUGUGGAUGUGUUUUCAGAUGCACGAGGAGAUUCCAGCCGUUCAAAUUGAGUGCGGAUGGCGAUUGCAUGAUGAAAUUCCACAAAUCGCAACCAGGCUUCCCCGAACAAUACAACACUUGUGGUCCACCCAAAAGAGACAAAUCCAGAGCCACGAAAGGACGCGGAAGAAACGCCAAUAAGCACAAUUUUUGUCCUCUUAUCGAGUGA
Bursaphelenchus xylophilus (pine wood nematode) is the source of this 1536-nucleotide messenger RNA. NCBI's taxonomy places the organism in Eukaryota, Metazoa, Nematoda, Chromadorea, Rhabditida, Aphelenchoididae. The record is from the annotation of a GenBank genome assembly.